UCAUUUGUGCCUGUGUCAUUGAAGUAUUGCUGUCUUGUAUGAUAAUUUUCCACAUGAUAUCUUCCUACAGGAAGAAUCUUAUAGGAUUAUAUAAAGGAUCCAAAAUACACAUACCUCCACGAUCAGAGAAAAGUAACCCAAAUAUAAUGGUUGGAACAAUGAGGUAUACAGGAUAUCAGGUUGGGUAUAUAUUGUGGGGAUAUCUUAUACAGUGGUCAUUAUUCUUUCUUGUGUUCAAUGUCAUCGCCUUAAUAAUUAAUUUAUACAGAAUUGGAUCUGCAGAUUUCAUAACUAAUCUUAUAAAACAGUUAUGGCCAGCUCCAAUAACAGCUCUAGCUUUAAACUUGAUCCAGCUACUUCUGGCGAAGUUUGUGUUUUUACAGGAAAGAGGAAACCUUCUGGCGAUAGAUAAUAGACGAGGAUUUUUCUUUGUUACCUACUUUAUUUUCUUCUACAACACCUUUUUGGGGGUAGUAUCAUGUCUCCUUCGGAUAAUCAAAGCAAUUUUGAUUGGUGCAUUAUUCCUGGGACGCCUUGAUCAUAGUACACUACCUCGAAGGUUCCAACUUAUGGAUCCAGGAUUUGAUGCCUAUGUUGGAUUCAUGCAUAUGGAGAACGCCCAUUUCAAUCCCAUUGUGUUAACGUUUCUGUCUCUGUUGAAAAGGAAGACAACUUAUGACACUAAAAACAAGAAGGGCAUUGACAAUGAACUUUAUGACAUCAAAUACACCAUGAAAGGUCAACCUCAUAGAUCAGCUAUCCGAAGAUGGCAGCUUGCGUGUAUGUUGCAUUAUAAUCCUCAACUACGCAUAAUGAGAAAAAGUUAUCUAUCUAAACUUCGACCUAGCAAGGCUGGUUUUGUUGAAUCAAAAAAUGAAGACAAAGACAAAAUUUCUGUCUCAGUGACAGUUCCAGAAAAAGAUGUGCAAAUGAAAGUCUGAAACCUGAACAAUGCGUUUUAUCAGCAGCCUUUUUUACUUAAACUUGUAUGAUAUUACUG
Messenger RNA from Mytilus californianus (California mussel), 1000 nucleotides. Its product is annotated as stimulated by retinoic acid gene 6 protein-like. Gene Ontology annotation, biological process: vitamin A import into cell. Gene Ontology annotation, molecular function: retinol transmembrane transporter activity; signaling receptor activity. Lineage: Eukaryota; Metazoa; Mollusca; Bivalvia; Mytilida; Mytilidae. The record is from RefSeq and is a predicted model, not a curated record. The coding region runs from base 39 to 941 and encodes 300 amino acids. The transcript is spliced from 9 exons. Gene Ontology annotation, cellular component: plasma membrane.